GACCGCGCGUUUAGAGCUGUGAAGAUCAGAGACUCGGGGUGGUGCGGGGGGGGGCGGAGGCGGCUCCAGCGACUGAAAGGGACUUGCGACUCUCUCCGGCCGCGCACCAUGAGGGCCCUGUGGGUGCUGGGCCUGUGCUGCGUCCUGCUGACCUUCGGGUCGGUGCGAGCUGACGAUGAAGUCGAUGUGGAAGGCACAGUGGAAGAAGACCUGGGUAAAAGCAGGGAAGGCUCCAGGACAGAUGAUGAAGUCGUACAGAGAGAGGAAGAAGCUAUCCAGUUGGAUGGGCUAAAUGCAUCCCAAAUAAGAGAACUUAGAGAGAAGUCUGAGAAGUUUGCCUUCCAGGCUGAAGUGAACAGGAUGAUGAAGCUCAUCAUCAACUCUCUGUAUAAGAAUAAGGAGAUUUUCCUGAGAGAACUGAUUUCAAAUGCUUCUGAUGCUUUAGAUAAGAUAAGGUUAAUAUCACUAACUGAUGAAACUGCACUUUCUGGAAAUGAGGAAUUAACAGUCAAAAUUAAGUGUGACAAGGAGAAAAACCUGCUGCAUGUCACAGACACUGGUGUAGGAAUGACCAGAGAAGAAUUGGUUAAAAACCUUGGGACCAUAGCCAAGUCUGGAACAAGCGAAUUUUUAAACAAGAUGACAGAGGCGCAAGAAGAUGGCCAGUCAACUUCUGAAUUGAUUGGCCAGUUUGGUGUUGGCUUCUAUUCUGCCUUCCUGGUGGCAGAUAAGGUGAUUGUCACAUCGAAACACAACAACGAUACCCAGCACAUCUGGGAAUCAGACUCCAAUGAGUUUUCUGUAAUUGCUGACCCAAGAGGAAACACCCUAGGACGAGGAACAACAAUUACCCUUGUCUUAAAAGAAGAAGCUUCUGAUUACCUGGAAUUGGAUACAAUUAAGAACCUCGUCAAGAAGUAUUCUCAGUUCAUCAACUUCCCUAUUUACGUAUGGAGCAGCAAGACCGAGACGGUGGAGGAGCCCAUGGAGGAGGAGGAAGCAGCCAAAGAAGAGAAGGAGGAAGCUGAUGAUGAAGCUGCCGUGGAAGAGGAGGAGGAAGAGAAGAAGCCAAAAACCAAGAAGGUUGAAAAAACUGUGUGGGAUUGGGAACUUAUGAAUGACAUCAAACCAAUAUGGCAGAGACCAUCAAAAGAAGUAGAGGAAGAUGAAUACAAAGCUUUCUACAAGUCAUUCUCAAAGGAAAGUGAUGACCCCAUGGCUUACAUCCACUUCACUGCUGAAGGAGAAGUUACCUUCAAAUCAAUUUUGUUUGUACCCACGUCUGCUCCACGUGGUCUGUUUGAUGAAUAUGGAUCUAAGAAGAGUGAUUAUAUUAAGCUGUACGUGCGCAGAGUAUUCAUCACAGAUGACUUCCAUGACAUGAUGCCCAAGUACCUCAAUUUUGUCAAGGGUGUUGUGGACUCGGAUGAUCUCCCCCUGAACGUGUCCCGUGAGACUCUGCAGCAGCAUAAACUGCUUAAGGUGAUUCGGAAGAAGCUUGUCCGUAAAACUCUGGACAUGAUCAAGAAGAUUGCAGAUGAGAAGUACAAUGAUACUUUCUGGAAAGAAUUUGGCACCAACAUCAAACUUGGUGUGAUUGAAGACCACUCAAAUCGAACACGUCUUGCUAAACUUCUUAGGUUCCAGUCUUCUCAUCAUGCAACUGACAUUACUAGUCUAGACCAAUAUGUAGAAAGAAUGAAGGAAAAACAGGACAAAAUCUACUUCAUGGCUGGGUCUAGUAGAAAAGAGGCUGAAUCUUCUCCAUUUGUUGAGCGACUCCUGAAAAAGGGCUAUGAAGUUAUUUACCUCACAGAACCUGUGGAUGAGUACUGCAUUCAGGCCCUUCCUGAGUUUGAUGGGAAACGGUUCCAGAAUGUUGCCAAGGAAGGAGUGAAGUUUGAUGAAAGUGAGAAAAGUAAGGAAAGUCGCGAAGCAACUGAGAAGGAAUUUAAGCCUCUGCUCGACUGGAUGAAAGAUAAAGCCCUAAAGGACAAGAUUGAAAAGGCUGUGGUGUCACAGCGCCUGACAGAAUCUCCUUGUGCUCUUGUGGCCAGUCAGUACGGAUGGUCAGGCAACAUGGAGAGGAUCAUGAAGGCACAAGCAUACCAGACGGGCAAGGAUAUUUCUACCAAUUAUUAUGCCAGUCAGAAGAAAACAUUUGAAAUUAAUCCCAGACAUCCACUGAUCAAAGACAUGCUUCGACGAAUUAAGGAAGACGAAGACGACAAAACAGUCUUGGAUCUUGCUGUAGUUCUGUUUGAAACUGCAACUCUUCGAUCAGGAUAUCUUCUGCCAGAUACCAAAGCAUAUGGAGAUAGAAUAGAAAGAAUGCUUCGCCUCAGCUUAAACAUUGACCCUGAAGCAAAGGUGGAGGAAGAACCAGACGAGGAGCCCGAGGACACGGCGGACGAGGACGCGGAGCAGGACGAAGAGGAAGAUACGGAUGCGGGCACUGAAGAAGAAGAAGAAGCAGAAGAAGAAGAAGAAACAGCAAAGAAAUUUACAGACGAAAAAGAUGAAUUGUAAAUUACCCUCUCACCAUGGACCCUGUGUGGAGAGAGAAUGUGAAAUUUUUAAGUCGUUUCUUUUGAGAGACUCGUUUUGGAUGCUCCCCCAAACCUUCUCCCCUGCACUGUAACAUGUUGGGAUUGUGGGUCAAGGAAGAAGUGGGUUUUUUAGUUGAAUUUUUUUUAACAUUCCUCAUGAAUGUAAAUUUGUACUAUUUAACUGACUAUUCUUGGUUGUAAAAUCUUGUCAUGUGUAUAAAAAUAAAAAAGGUCCCAAAUA
Messenger RNA from Jaculus jaculus (lesser Egyptian jerboa), 2790 nucleotides. It is a transcript of the gene Hsp90b1, whose product is annotated as heat shock protein 90 beta family member 1. The record is from RefSeq and is a predicted model, not a curated record. Gene Ontology annotation, molecular function: ATP-dependent protein folding chaperone; ATP hydrolysis activity; ATP binding. The coding region runs from base 109 to 2529 and encodes 806 amino acids. Gene Ontology annotation, biological process: protein folding. NCBI's taxonomy places the organism in Eukaryota, Metazoa, Chordata, Mammalia, Rodentia, Dipodidae. The transcript is spliced from 18 exons.